UCAGGAUAUGUCAAGUACAAAUAAAGUUUCUUAGAUAAAAAUGUGAACCAAACCAGACUGUACACACAAAAUUGAAAAAAAAAAAAAUAGUCUGCGGUCAAGUACAGUGAACGCAUGACACUGGGUGAUGUGAAGAUCUACGGUGAGGAUGGAAGGAGCCCAUAUUUGUCCCUGUAUACGGGUUGCUUUAUGAGCCACCCGACUAGUGGGUGGUAAGUGGUAACCUGAUUCAAAAUUGAUUUCACAUCUUCUUCCUUUCUCCUGUCAAGCCGUAGAGGAAAAAAAUCGUCUGGUUUUCUGAAGUCUCUGAUCUUGGAGAAACCAACCAAAUCAUGCUGAGGAGGGGAAAUUGACGCCAGAAACCAUCGCAAAUCCUCUCUGCUUCGUUAUACUGGAAGGUUUCUAUAAAGGCUGCUGAAGAGUCUCACGAGAGUAUCCUUCCUUGUUGAUCAAUGUUGCGUUUUUUCUGCAAAACUCUGCUUAUAACGAAAUCUAAAGAUUCUACGAUUAGCCAUGCACUUUUUCUUCGAACAAUAUCAUCCAAAGAGUCAACCUCAGGAACCUUGGGCUCCAUAAACAAAGAAAAUCUCACCAUCUCUUACCUCAUGAAUUCAUGUGGUUUGCCUUUCAAAGCCGCUACUUCAAUGGCGCAAAAGAUCCGUAUCGUGACCACAGAGAGACCGGACUCUGUCAUUGAGCUUUUACAAACGAAUGGAUUCACCAAAACCCACAUUGCUAAUCUGUUAGCGACGUACCCACGGCUGCUUUUCGCCGAUCCCGUGAAAACCCUACAACCCAAAAUCGAGUUCUUUCAAUCUUUGGGCUUUUCAGGAUCUGACCUUGCUAAGUUCCUCUGCUCAGACAAAGCCAUCCUGCUCAGAAGCUUAGAAAAGCAAAUAAUCCCGACCUUAAAUUUCCUCAAAACCUUCAUCCACACCGACGAGAACCUUACCACUGCUCUCAAACGAUACAGCAGCGUCGUUUGUUGUAACGUUGAGAAAACUUUGGAGCCCAACAUUGCUACCUUGCGAGGUUACGGUGUGCCCAAAUCCAAUAUUUCGAAGAUGUUUACCAUCCAACCCAAGCCACUGACGCUUAGUGAUGGGCGGUUUAACGAUGUUGCGGCAAUGGUGAACGAAAUGGGUUUUGAUCCCAACAGUCUUUCAUUCAUCCUAGCCCUUGGCUCUAUGUCGGCGACUAACAAACAGAAGUGGGAAAGGAAAAGGGAGGCCUUUAAGAGCUUUGGUUGGUCUGAUGACGAAUUUCUUCUGGCCUUUAAGGUACAGCCGAUGGUCAUGCGCACUUCAGAGAAGAAGCUCGUGAAAUUGAUGAAUUUCUUUGUGAACGACCUAUAUUUGAGUCCAUCAGAUGUUGCGAAAUACCCAAACCUUUUCUUACUAAGCUUGGAAAGGAGAAUCAUUCCGAGGUGUUCAGUGCUUCAAGUUCUGAUGUCCAAGGGUCUUAUUGAGAAGGAUUUGAAUUUACUUUCUGCGCUUAAUGAUAAUAAAAAGAGUUUUGAGAAGAGGUUUGUCACUAGAUAUGAGGGGGAAGCCCCUGAGAUAAUCAAGGCAUACGAAGGUGAGAUGGGAUUUCUAGGAUUUGGCAGUUGACAUUGUGCUGUUGAAGAUGAUGGAAGAAUUAAGUAAAUGAAUUGAAGGGGCCUCAAGACAGAUCGAUGACACCCAUGGAUUUGUCAAGUUAUUGAGAGGUUCUGGUGCUGAACAAAGAGCUUGAAUGGAGGUGGCUUAUCAUUUGGUGCCAUAUUUGCGACGGUUUUAGUAUUUUCAUAUGGUACUAUGGUUGCAUGGAUCUAGAGCAGCAAAUGGUGUUGUUUGAUGCCUGAAAUCGUGACAGAUUUAAUGAAACAUUAUGAUGCUGAUGAAGCUUAUCUGAAACUACGUUUGCCUUUGUUAUGAGGGCAAUUGACAUCUGGUGAUCAAUUGAAGUUUUCUCAUCCUCCAUUGGUGGGCCAAAAUGAGCUACUUGCUUUUGAAGGAUGUUGCUGCAGUGGUGAACAAUAUGGGUUUUGAUCCCAACAGUCGUUCAUUCGUCCUAGCCAUCUUCUCUAGAUCGGUGAUGAGCAAACAGAGCUGGGAGAGGAAAAGGGAGGCCUUAAAGAGCUUUGGUUGGUCUGAUGACAGAAUUUCUUUUGGCCUUUAAGGUACAACCGCUUUUCAUGGUUACUUCGGAGAAGUUGUUUGGGAAAGUGAUAGAUUUCUUUGUGAAGGACCUGCAUUUGAAGCCAUCAGACAUUGCGAAAUACCGAACCUUUUCUUACUAAGUUUGGAAAGGAGAAUCAUUCCCAGGUGUUCACUGCUGCAAUUUCUGAUUUCCAAGGGUCUAAUUAAGAAGGAUGUGAAUAUAGCUUCAGUACUGAAUUCUAAUAAAAAAGUAUUUUGAGAAGAGGUUUGUCACUAGAUUUGAGGGGGAAGCCCCUGAGGUAAUCAAAGCAUAUGAAGGUGAGAUGGGAUUUCUAGGAGUUGAUAGGUGACACUGGUGUUGAAGAUUGUGGAAGAAUUAAGCAAAUGAAUUGGAGGAGUCCCAAGAUGGAUCAAUCACCAUCGUUGUCAUCGAGGAUUUGUCAAGUGUUUGGGAGGUUCUGUUGCUGAACAAAGGGUUUGGAUGGAGGUGGCUUAUCAUUUUGUGCCUCAGUGUGGUGGUGGUUCACCAUGGUAGCAUGGUUAUAGAGCAGCAAAUGGUGUUGUUUGAUGCCUGAAAUUCUGACAGAUUUGAUGAAACAUUGCGAUGCUAAGGCUGAUCUGAAACCCAGUAUAUAUCCAGUUUGUCGUCGUUAGGAGGGCAACUGGCAUCUGUGAUCAGCUGAAGUUUCAUCAUCCUUCUAUGAUUGCCAAAAGGUUGGCUACUUUCUUCUAAGUAUCAAGAAUUCUUUGCUUGGGCCAUUUAGGCAGUUCAGGGAAAUCUAUAGUGCAUGUCCUGCCCUUACAACAUUUAGUUUAGUGGGGAAGAGUUCUCUGUCUGGGAAUGUGGCUCCUGCACCAUCGUUGGGGCCAAUGAGAGCACAACUGGAAGCAUCAAUAGGGUGGGCAUGUUUGGAGUCCUUAUAUGAAUUGAGUGCAUGAAAUAUUUUACUCUCUCAUUCUUUUGGUAGAAACAUUUUAGUUACUCUCACCUUCCCUACCUCAUUACCCCUAAGUAUGUCAACUGACAAAAUUUAAAUGUGCUUCAAAGUCAUGAGUUACAAAUGGAGGUAGACAAUGCUUUUUUGCUUGCAGAUACUUCACUUUAUUUCCUUCUUACAAAUGAAAGCUUGCUGACAUAGGAUGUUAGUAUGUUGGCUUCAUUGCAAUUUUCUUUCUUUUUCCAGAGAAAAAUGGCAAAUCCCAUAAUGUGUCUAUGUUGUCGAUAUCACCACCCCAAGUUUCAGCCAAAUUAAACUUCACCAUAUGUACAUAAGGUUGAAAAAAUAUAGCUGAGAUAUUGAGUUGGUCUACCAAAAUUUUUCCUUUGAUCCAUCUGAAAGACCUAGGCUCCUUUGGUUGCAAGCGAAGGGGAGACCGGGAGAGGGAAGGGAAAUAUUUGUCACUCAAGAAAAUAUUUGCAAUUCCCUUGCAAUUGGUAUUUUCAGAAGCUAUGUAUCUUGACCAAUCCGAUAUCGAUUCCUAGAACCCAGGUGAACACCAACAGUAAGAAUUGCCAAACAACUAUUCUAUACGGUAGAAGCCCAUCUUUAGACGAUAGUUCAAAAAAAAAAAAAAAAAAAAUCCAAAAUAUAAUAGAAAAUUAGAAGAAAUGAAAAGCUAAAAAUACAAUAAGAAAAAUACCAAGUGAAUAUGAUAGAAUUUGAACUCUAAAUUUUGGCAAAAGACCAGUCGAACCCAUUCCAUCAACAUCCAAUGGUUAGAAUUAUCACAUCACCUUAUAUGUAGCAUAGAUAUAAUCUCCAAGUUGUUCAACUUAGUUAUCAGAUCCUCUCCAACUGCGUUGGAUGCACAUUUGAUGGUUGGGAGUCUCUUGAAGUGUACACCCAAGUGGUGGAGUAUGUUGUCGUUCAAUGUCGCUGGGUGCCUGCACGGCUCUCCGAUCAAAAUCGAUGCAUCCUCUUAACCUUGCUCCAUUUGUACCCAAAAAAAAAACCCUUCGCUCAAUGUCUAAAAUGUAGUGAACAAAUAAUGUCGAGAUGAAAAUAGGGGGUGGCUUGGGUUGGGACCGGGUCAGAAAGGGGCGGUUCAAUUUUUCGGUUGGACCUCCGAUUCUGCUCAUGUUUUUUGAAACUCUAAAAAGCUACGCUUCGAACUGUUUCCGACUUCUUCUCCGAGGGUCGCAUUUUAGGGUUUCAUACGAAGAAACGAAAUCAUUCUCAGGAGGAAUCGUCUGCACAAACCACUGCUAAUCCGCCCCACUUCUGGAUUUCUGGAAACUUGGAUUCCACAGACCCAAAAAAAUAUCACUGUCUCUUACCUCAUGAAUUCAUGUGGAUUGCCUUUCAAAACCGCUACUUCAUUGGCACAGAAGAUCCGCAUCGAGAUUACAGAAGGACCGGACUCUGUCAUUGAGCUCUUACAAACAAAUGGAUUCACUAAAACCCACAUUGCUAAUCUGAUAACAAAGUACCCACGACUGCUCUUCGCCAAUCCCGUCAAAACCCUUAAACCCAAGAUCGAGUUCUUUCAAUCUCUGGGCUUUUCAAGAUCUGAACUUGCGAAGUUCAUCUCCUCAGACAAAACCACCAUAAUCAUAAGCUUGCAAAAGCAAAUAAUCCCAACCGUAAAUUUCCUGAAAACCUUCAUCCACACCAACGAGAAACUCGUCAGUUCUCUCAAGCAAUCCAACCGGAUCGUUGGUUGUAGCAUUAAGAGAAUUUUGGAGCCUAACAUUGCAACCUUGCGAAGUUACGGUGUACCCGAUUCCAAUAUUUCGAUGACGAUCAUCCACCAACCCAAGCUACUGACACAGAGUGUUUCGCGGGUGAAGGAUGUUGCUGCAGUGGUGAACAAUAUGGGUUUUGAUCCCCACAGUCGUUCAUUCAUCGUAGCCAUUUUCUCUAUGUCGGCAAUGAGCAAACAGAGCUGGGAUAAUAAAAGGGAGACCUUAAAGAUCUUUGGUUGGUCUGAUGAAGAAUUUCUUUCGGCCUUUAAGGUACAGCCGCUUUUCAUUGUCACUUCAGAGAAGAAGCUUGGGAAACUGAUGGAUUUCUUUGUGAAGGACCUGCAUUUGAAGCCAUCAGAUAUUGCUAAAUGCCCAAACCUUUUCUUACUAAGUUUAGAAAGGAGAUUCAUUCCGAGGUGUUCAGUGUUGCAAGUUCUGAUGUCCAAGGGUCUUAUCAAGAAGGAUGUGAAUAUAGCUUCUGUGCUGAAUUCUAAUACAAAGUGUUUUGAGAAGAGGUUUGUCACUAGAUAUGAGGGGGAAGCCCCUGAGGUAAUCAAGGCAUACAAAGGUGAGAUGGGAUUUCUAGGAUUUGACAGUUGACACUGGUGUUGAAGAUGGUGGAAGAAUUAAGUAAAUGAAUUGAAGGAACCCGAGGACAGAUCAUUCGCAAUGGUGUAGUUGUCAAGUGUUUGGGAGCUUCUGGUGCUGAACAAAGGUCUUGGAUUGAGGUGACUUAUAAUUUAGUGCCUCAGGGGUUUUGGCUUUAGUAAUUUUAUGGUGGUAGUACCAUAGUAGCAUGGUUCUAGAGCAGCAAAUGAUGUUGUUUGAUGCCUGAAAUUCUUACAGAUUUUGAUGAAACGUUGCGAUGCUAUGGCUGAUCUGAAAUUCAGUAUAUAUCCUGUUUGUCAUCGUUAUGAGGGAAACUGGCAUCUGUGGUUUGAAGUUUCAUCAUCAGCUGCUAUCUUGUAAGUAUCAAGAAUUCUUUGCUUGGGGCAUUUAGGCAGUUUAGGGAAGUCCAUACCGUAUGUGCUGCCCUCGCAACAUUUAGUUUAAUCAAUGAAUUAAGUGCAUGAAACAUUUUACUUGCUCUCA
Messenger RNA from Macadamia integrifolia, 5919 nucleotides. RefSeq lists its product as uncharacterized. Gene Ontology annotation, molecular function: double-stranded DNA binding. Gene Ontology annotation, biological process: chloroplast organization; regulation of DNA-templated transcription. Gene Ontology annotation, cellular component: chloroplast. Bases 453 to 1610 code for a protein of 385 amino acids. The record is from RefSeq and is a predicted model, not a curated record. Lineage: Eukaryota; Viridiplantae; Streptophyta; Magnoliopsida; Proteales; Proteaceae. The transcript is spliced from 3 exons.